GCUGUGAUGGCUGCAGCAGCUGCAGCGUCAGGGGCAAAUUUAAAAACUUCUGGCGCCUUCAACCUUGAGGUACUCAGUACUAGCGUAGUUAGUGCAACAGUAAAGUGCAACCAUACCGGACAAAUCGCUGGCAUGCUAAGGUUGGAAAACAGUGUUGGUGGAUUUUCAAUCAAUGAAAUGUUGAUUUCCAAUUCUGUGCGUCUCCUUCAACAAUUUGUUAGUACUGCUGAGAAAGGAGGA
Molecule: messenger RNA, 240 nt
Organism: Camelina sativa (false flax)
Lineage: Eukaryota; Viridiplantae; Streptophyta; Magnoliopsida; Brassicales; Brassicaceae
Source: RefSeq, a predicted model, not a curated record